UGUUUCUCCAAGGGGCAGAGGUCCUGUUGUUGUCGUUGACGAAUUAGAGGGAAGUAUAUUCAACGCUGACCAAAUUUGUCAGCGAGAAUCCAAGCUGAGAAAGCUCGCUGUGAGAUAACGCGAACCACCAGAGACGAUCUCGAACUCAACCAUCGCUACCGGAAUCUCUCCGCAUCUCCAUGUACAUAACUCAAUAUAGAUUCCGUUUCCUUCUCUCUUUGCCUCGUCUCUCUUUUCUUGCAGCUGUUCUGAUUCAUACUGACACUUUGGUUCCAAUUGACCCCAAGAGACUGAUAUAGGACUGCUCAUCAUGGCCCGCGUUGUCUCCGUUCAGGAGAUUUCCAAGCACAAUAUUCCCGAAGACCUAUGGACUGUGGUGGAUGGAACUGUUUACGACUUGACCGAGUUUGCCCCAGAGCAUCCCGGCGGAGCUGGUAUAAUCAUCCGCUACGCUGGCCGCGAUGCCUCUACCGCAUACAACGAAAUUCACGCCCCCUCUCUCAUAAAGAACUCUCUCCACUCCUCCAAGAUCAUCGGCACCCUCGAUCCCUCCUCCAUAACAGAAGAAUGGGCAAAACCCCCACCUACAGUCUCAACAUCCUUCUCUCCAGACUCCAAACCACCUCUCGAUACUUUAAUCAAUACACAUGACUUUGUAUCGGCCGCACGGCAGACCAUCACACCCAAGACAUGGGCCUUUUACUCGAGUGCUGCGACGGACCUCAACACGAAAGCACGAAAUAAUUCGGCAUAUGCGGAUAUUGGGUUGAGGCCCCGGAUACUCGUUGAUGUGAAGGAUGUGGACACAAGCACGGCCAUGCUGGGGCAGAAAAUGAGUGUGCCCAUCUUCUGCGCUCCAGCUGCAAUGGCAAAGAUGGUACACCCGGACGGUGAGAAGGGUAUUGCUCGAGGGUGCAGGAAGCUAGGAAUCCCGCAAUGCGUAUCAACGAAUGCCUCUUUCCCAAUCGCCGAAAUAUUCGAGGCUGUGGGCGAGCCAGGGACGUAUGGGACCUUUGAUGGUGAUGGGAAAAUGCCUUUUUUCUUCCAGCUGUAUGUCGACAAGCAGCGUGAGAAGAGCGCGAAGCUGUUGAGGGAUGUGGAAGCCCUGGGAGUCAAAGCCAUAUUCGUCACCGUCGAUGCGCCGGUGCCCGGGAAACGGGAAGCUGAUGAGCGAGUCAAGGCCGACGAGAGUCUCAGCACGCCGAUGAGUGGUGCAAAGGCCAAGAACGAUGCCAAAGGAGGUGCUCUGGGCCGAAUUAUGGGUUUAUAUAUCGACGCUUCCCUUUCCUGGGCUGACAUUCCUUGGCUGAGAAAAUGUACAUCCUUACCUAUUGUUCUCAAAGGGGUCCAGACCACGAUGGAUGCUAAGAAGGCAGCAGAGCAUGGAAUCGAGGGUAUUGUGCUGAGCAAUCAUGGUGGCAGAAGUCUUGACACUGCUCCACCACCGAUACUUUUACUUCUGGAGCUGCAGAAGAAUUGCCCUGAAAUCUUUGAGAAGAUGGAGGUCUAUGUUGAUGGUGGCGUCAUGCGAGGGACGGAUAUCUUCAAGGCGCUAUGUCUUGGUGCAAAGAGCGUUGGGAUCGGGAGGGGCUUCUUAUUUGCCCUGAAUUACGGGCAAGAAGGGGUGGCGAAGUUUGUGGACAUCCUCAAAGACGAGUUAGAGACGACGAUGCGCAUGAUGGGCGUCACAGAUUUAAGUCAAGUGCAUCCGGGCAUGCUGAACACAGGCGCUGUAGAUCAUUUGAUCCCUGGUUGGGAUGAGCAUCCAUACGCCAAGUGGCGACCGAAAGCCAAGAUAUAGACCAUCAAAGGUUCUCUAUUUGAUCUCAAUUUACCUACAAGAUUUGGAACAUUAUCAUAUUUCCACUCCCCAUCUCUUCCACCCUUCGUCGCGACCCUUCACUCUCUUCUUCACGACCGCUUCUACGAACAGCGCGCAAUGAAAAGAGAGAAUUCUCUUUCGAGGAAGCUAUGAGACAAAAAUUCCCCACCGCACAAGUGCACGAUGGGAGAUGGUCGUUGGUAGUUUUCAACUAGCAAAAACGCAAGCUCAGAGUAUCUCUUCACGGCUCUGCGUACAACCCUUGCACUUAGAUGGGGAGAAGAGAAAGGGAGUUUUGGAGGGGGGAAGGGAGGUAUUUAUACUUUAGGCGGAGGGUGAGUCAGAGGUGAGUCGGACUGGAUGGGCUGGAGCCUGGGACUGUGAUAUUUGGGGCUGGGUAAAUUGGAUAGGCAGCGGAACCUUGAUCCUGUGAAUCGUAGUUUGGCAGAACCGCGGUAUUA
This is a messenger RNA of Hyaloscypha bicolor E, 2283 nucleotides long. RefSeq lists its product as uncharacterized. The record is from RefSeq and is a predicted model, not a curated record. The transcript has 3 exons. Gene Ontology annotation, molecular function: oxidoreductase activity. The coding region runs from base 311 to 1801 and encodes 496 amino acids. Lineage: Eukaryota; Fungi; Ascomycota; Leotiomycetes; Helotiales; Hyaloscyphaceae.